UACUUUCCUGCCGUGUGUGUAUCUGUGGGUGCAGCAUGCUCGACUUGCAAGCAGCAUAAACUACUGUUGACUGUGCUAGUGGGCUUAAAAAGGGCUUGCAGCACAGACACAGGCAUCAUAUCUGUUUAAGCCACAGACACAAGAUGACAAGUCUUGCCUUUGUCUCGCUUCUCCUUGUAGCUAUCAUGGUGUCCACAACCUCAGCUAAGGGUGGGAUAGCCAAUUGUUGUCGAAGACUUUCAACAACUCAAAUCCAACGAGACGGGCUGAAGAGUUACUACAAACAAUAUAAAUCGGCAUGCCCUAUACACGCAGUGGUAUUCACCACGCUGAAAAACAUGAAGAUCUGCUCUGACCCCAAGAAAUUGUGGACAAAGACCAGCAUGGCCUACAUAGACAGAAAGAACUGGCAACACAAACGUUCUACCUGACAAAAACCUCACUGACACAAUAAAGCAGCACUAUUGAAACUAAAAUGCAACGGCCAUAACUUCCACUUUCUCUUGUUUGAGUUCCACAUACUUUUGAAUGUUUUCAUAUUUUCUUCAAAGUCCUCAAAAGGAUAUCUAUUAUAUUUGCCUUUUUCAUGUAUCGUUGUAAUCAUAUGAUGUUUGUUUGAUGACUGUAAAUAUGUAAGUAAUACUUUCAUUGUUCAAUGAUUCUGAGUGACAAUACCUAAUAAAAAUGCUCACAAUGUAACGGCUAAA
Messenger RNA from Cottoperca gobio, 707 nucleotides. RefSeq names its product monocyte chemotactic protein 1B-like. The transcript has 3 exons. Bases 144 to 431 code for a protein of 95 amino acids. NCBI's taxonomy places the organism in Eukaryota, Metazoa, Chordata, Actinopteri, Perciformes, Bovichtidae. The record is from RefSeq and is a predicted model, not a curated record. Gene Ontology annotation, biological process: immune response. Gene Ontology annotation, cellular component: extracellular region. Gene Ontology annotation, molecular function: chemokine activity.